AUGGCCAACAUUUGGCCUCGUCUAGCCUAUGCAUUGGCAUUGUGCUUGUUGAUCAACAAUGUAGCUGCCCAUUAUGAUGAGCCUUAUAAUACUCCACCACCUUACUAUCGUAAGAAACCAGAAACACCAUUGCCUCAUUAUACUUAUAAGUCCCCUCCUCUACCAUCACCACCACCACCACCAUACACCUAUAACUCUCCACCACCACCUUCUUAUGUCUACAAGUCCCCACCUCCACCACCGUAUGCCUAUAAGUCCCCACCGCCACCUUCUCCUUCCCCUCCACCUCCCUACGUGUACAAGUCCCCACCUCCACCAUCUCCAUCUCCACCACCUCCAUAUGUUUAUAAGUCCCCACCACCACCACCACCAUCACCUUCACCACCUCCUCCUUAUGCCUACAAGUCACCACCUCCACCAUCUCCUUCACCUCUUCCGCCUUAUGUCUACAAGUCUCCACCUUCACCAUCUCCCUCUCCACCUCCUCCUUAUAUUUACAGGUCUACACCACCACCAUCACCUUUACCACCUCCACCCUAUGUCUACAAGUCCCCACCACCACCAUCACCUUCACCACCUCCACCCUAUGUCUACAAGUCUCCACCUCCGCCAUCUCCCUCUCCUCCUCCACCCUAUGUAUACAAGUCUCCACCUCCGCCAUCUCCCUCUCCUCCACCACCCUAUGUCUACAAGUCUCCACCUCCGCCAUCUCCCUCACCUCCACCUUAUGUCUACAAGUCACCACCUCCACCAUCUCCCUCACCUCCUCCACCCUAUGUUUACAAGUCUCCACCUCCGCCAUCUCCCUCACCUCCCCCACCCUAUGUCUACAAGUCCCCAUCUCUGCCAUCUCCCUCUCCUCCUCCACCCUAUGUCUACAAGUCUCCACCUCCGCCAUCUCCUUCACCUCCUCCACCUUAUAUCUACAAGUCCCCACCUCCAUCAUCUCCCUCACCACCUCCACCCUAUGUUAACAAGUCCCCACCUCCACCAUCUCAUUCACCUCCCCCUCCUUAUGUUUACAAGUCUCCACCACCACCAUCUUCCUCACCACCUCCACCAUCUCCUUCACCUCCUCCUCCUUAUGUUUAUAAGUCUCCACCUCCACCAUCUCCCUCACCACCUCCACCCUAUGUCUACAAGUCCCCACCUCCACCAUCUCCUUCACCUCCUCCUCCUUAUGUUUACAAGUCUCCACCUCCACCAUCUCCGUCACCUCCUCCACCUUAUGUUUACAAGUCUCCACCUCCACCAUCUCUUUCACCACCUCCACCAUAUGUCUACAAGUCCCCACCUCCACCAUCUCCUUCACCUUCUCCUCCUUAUGUUUACAAGUCUCCACCUCCACCAUCUCCCUCACCACCUCCACCCUAUGUCUACAAGUCCCCACCUCCACCAUCUCUUUCACCUCCUCCUCCUUAUGUUUACAAGUCUCCACCUCCACCAUCUCUGUCACCUCCUCCACCUUAUGUUUACAAGUCUCCACCUCCACUAUCUCCCUCACCACCUCCUCCUUACAUUUAUAAGUCACCACCUCCACCAUCUCCUUCACCUCCUCCACCAUAUGUGUACAAGUCCCCACCUCCACCUCCACCUCCACCUUCUCCUUCUCUUCCUCCACCUUAUGUCUACAAGCCUCCACCUCCAUAUUACUAA
Messenger RNA from Gossypium raimondii (Peruvian cotton), 1656 nucleotides. Its product is annotated as extensin-2. Bases 1 to 1656 code for a protein of 551 amino acids. The transcript has a single exon. The record is from RefSeq and is a predicted model, not a curated record. NCBI's taxonomy places the organism in Eukaryota, Viridiplantae, Streptophyta, Magnoliopsida, Malvales, Malvaceae.